UAUACAUACAGACAGAAGUUGAUUUAAACAAGCUUUGCGAAUUGGGUAUCAAAAUCUCAUUCUUUAAUUCUUACAAAAGUGCAUCAUAAUUAGCAUUAAUUAUUUCCAAAUAAGAUUAUUUUCCGAGAAAUGUAACCGUGAAUUACAUUCUGGUACAAACCUUCUUAAAAUUGCAUUAAAUUUCUUUUGCAUUAGUGAAUUGCUUCUGUGCACUAUUGUGUUAAUACUUUCUGUUAGAAAAAUUUGAAAUGUCUGAAACAAAAGAAUUAGAUGCAUGCACAAUAAUUUGACUAACAAUAAACUUGUACACUUUUAUCACUCUUACUGUACUUGUGUUACUUAUACUGAUAAUUUUUGCUCGGAAUAUUUCACUAAAAAAAUAUUUAUUCUAUCUAUACCCGUAAUCAUCUCUGUGCAACAUCAGAAUGUAAUUAUCUUAUAUAACAGUUUGAAUAAAAUUUGUAACUUUACUAUAUUUUAAAUUGCAUAAAACGUAUAUUACGUUUAUGCAAUUAUUUUCCUACUUCUACAUCUAUUUGUAAAUUUAUCUUUCUUUAAGUGCCGAAUUAAAUUGCUCAAUUAUAUCAUAAUAUUUAAAGAAAUGAAAUAAAAGAGGAAAUAAAAUUCGUGAGAAUGUGUUCGACAAACUACUUCUAACUUCCGUGCAAGAUGCAUGGUAUCGAAGAGCAUUAUUAUAAAAUCAAUCGUAUCCUUCUUGUAAUACUCGGUGUAUGGCCCUAUCAACAAUCGAUACUUUCGAAAGUACAGAGACUGUUUGUUUUUAGUAUUCUGGUGAGCACAAUUUGUAUUGAGUUCAGUUCGUUCUUCACACAUGAAUAUAACACAGCUUUGGUCAUCGAAAUUUUGUCAUUUUUAUUUCCUACUCUCGUGGUCAUAACAAAGUAUUACUACUUUUACGUUAGAGCAGAAGCUAUAAAACAGAUGGUAGCACAGGUUCAAACCGAUUGGAAUUUACUAAAGGAUAAGCAUGAACAUGAAAUAAUAGAAUCAUAUACCGAAUAUGGGAGAAUUAUAACUAUCAUUGCACUAUGUAAGAAAAAUGCUCUCAAGUAUCUCACAUGCAUAACAUUUUGCAAAAUUACAAAUUACUAUUUACUUUUGAAGAUACCUAUUUUUAUUUUGCUAGACAUUUUCAUAGAGUCAAUUUUCUAUACAUAUUUACAGAUUACAACAAGACCUGUUUGUUUGCAUUCUAUUAUUUAUUUUUUAUCUAUUUGAAUUACA
Messenger RNA from Vollenhovia emeryi, 1245 nucleotides. RefSeq lists its product as uncharacterized. NCBI's taxonomy places the organism in Eukaryota, Metazoa, Arthropoda, Insecta, Hymenoptera, Formicidae. The record is from RefSeq and is a predicted model, not a curated record. The transcript is spliced from 3 exons. The coding region runs from base 670 to 1239 and encodes 189 amino acids.